Messenger RNA from Musa acuminata subsp. malaccensis (wild Malaysian banana), 1554 nucleotides. RefSeq names its product probable trehalose-phosphate phosphatase 6. Gene Ontology annotation, molecular function: trehalose-phosphatase activity. The record is from RefSeq and is a predicted model, not a curated record. Gene Ontology annotation, biological process: trehalose biosynthetic process. Lineage: Eukaryota; Viridiplantae; Streptophyta; Magnoliopsida; Zingiberales; Musaceae.
GCCAAUCUCCAUAGAACACCUGCUCCGAGCUCUCAUCUUCUCCCUGCUGCUCUUCUCCCUCCGUUAAGAAGAAGAGCGAAGGAUCUUGACCUUUAUCUUCUCAGAUUUCCAUUCUCCAAACUCUCAUCUUCUCAGAUCUCCAUUCUUCUCGUCACUUCAACAACAACAACUCCCAACUCACAUACAGGGGAGAAGCAGAGCGGCGCAAGACGAGAUGACGAAGCAGAAUGUGGUCAUGCAGGAGGAGCCAGCCGUCGCGGUGGCCGCUGCAGCGCCAACUCGUCCUGUCAGCGGCGGAGCUAAUCAUGCCAGGUACAAGAAGUUUCUGAGCCGGCCCGAUCUCAGCAGCGGCGGCGGCGGCGGUGGGAAGGCCGGUUCGUGGAUCGAAUCGAUGAAGGCCUCGUCUCCCACCCACGUCAAGUCGGCGGCGGCGCGCGCAGUCUCCUCGUUUGCUUCCCAUGACGAGCAAGACUACGACGGAUGGAUGAAACUGCAUCCGUCGGCGCUGGACGACUUCGAGGUUCUCGCGGCCGCGUCGAAGGGGAAGCAGAUCGUCAUGUUCUUAGACUACGAUGGGACUCUGUCGCCCAUCGUCGACGACCCCGACCGUGCCUUCAUGUCCGACGAGAUGAGGGAAGCAGUAAGAGAGGUGGCAAGACAGUUUCCAACAGCUAUCGUGAGUGGGAGGUGCACAGAGAAGGUCACUAGCUUCGUAGAACUGUCAGAAUUGUACUAUGCCGGGAGCCAUGGCAUGGACAUCAAAGGUCCCAACGAUGGGCCUCAGCACCUAAAAGCUAAGGCAGAGAAUGUUUUGUUUCAACCAGCCAGGGACUUCCUUCCCAUGAUAGAUGAGGUUUACAAGCAUUUGGUAGAGACAACAAAGUGCAUCCCUGGCUGUAGGGUGGAGAACAACAAGUUCUGCCUAUCUGUUCACUUUCGGUGUGUUGAUGAAAAGAAAUGGUGUUUACUAGCUGAGAAGGUCAGGUCAACGAUCACAGAUUACCCUAAGCUCAGACUCACUCAUGGAAGGAAGGUGUUGGAGAUUCGCCCAAGCAUCAAGUGGGACAAGGGGAAGGCCCUCGAGUUUCUUUUGGAGUCUCUUGGAUAUGAUGGCUUCAAUGAUGUAUUUCCAUUGUACAUAGGAGAUGAUCGUACCGACGAAGAUGCUUUCAAGGUUUUGCAAGAUAGAGGACAAGGCUUUGGCAUUCUUGUUUCAACGAUUGCAAAGGAAACAAAUGCCUCUUUUUCUCUGAGAGAACCAGCUGAGGUUCUCAAGUUUCUGCGACGCAUAGUGGAGUGGAAGCAAAUCUCUAUGGAGGAGUGCAGGGUGUAAAAAUGUGUUCAGAGUGUUGUUCAAUGUAAAGCAAUUCUCAUGGAUAAUUUUGGUCCAUCAUUAAGAAAAGAAAAUUCAGAGCAGUUUCUUCUUUUUUCUUUUUUUGAUGAUGUCUCCAAUCUGGUUGUAGGCUUGAAACCAUUAUUAACUGGAUUUCUUGCCGCAUCUUGUGACUUGUUUAAGUGGAAUCAUGUAGCCAUUUUUAGUGUACAAAAUGAGCA